AUGGCUCCUCGUACCAAUCGGCAGAUCCUUACACAAGGCAAGAACUAUGUGGCAAAGCAAGCCAAAAAGUUCGGGGCUGAUGAGGUCAACUUCGAUAAAGAUUCAAGGUUAGAUUACCUGACUGGGUUCCAUAAACGUAAGCUGGAGAGGCAGAAGAAGGCUCAGGAGUUCAACAAGGAGCAGGCACGGCUGAUGAAGGUGGAAGAGCGGCGGAAAAUGCGAGAGCAGCGUCAGCUGGACGCGGAAGAACAGAUGCGCAAAUUCAAGGAAACGAUGAAGGAGGUUGGGGACUACGUGGGGUCAGACAAUGAAAGGGACGAUGGCCAAGAUGAAGAGGAGGAAGGUGAGGAGAAAAGAGGACAAGAUGUCUCGGAUGGUGAAAGAUCGUGGGAUGGAUUUUCAGACUCCGAAGAGGGUGUCAGGCCCAUCUUGAAAAAAUCCCAUCAGGUAUACGAGGACGACACAGAAGUGGACAUCGAGCCUCUGGAGCCUAACGAGAAUUUCGAAUUUUUGGCUUCCGCCAAUAAUGUUAAACUGGAGCGUUCGGCCAAAGUGUUGGAUGAGAGCAUAGAACGGGCUGCCAAGUACGCUAAGUUUUUGGGAAUGGAUGACAAGCCCAAGAAGAAGAAGAAGUUCAGAUAUCUGACAAAGUCGGAGAGAAGGUCCAACCAGAAGAAGGCCGACAACAACAAACGCAGGAGGUAG
Messenger RNA from Lachancea dasiensis, 705 nucleotides. Lineage: Eukaryota; Fungi; Ascomycota; Saccharomycetes; Saccharomycetales; Saccharomycetaceae. The record is from the annotation of a GenBank genome assembly.